This is a messenger RNA of Cylicostephanus goldi, 258 nucleotides long. Lineage: Eukaryota; Metazoa; Nematoda; Chromadorea; Rhabditida; Strongylidae. The record is from the annotation of a GenBank genome assembly.
GUUCACAACAACUGCGCUUCAUCCGUUCGCCUCUAUGCCUUCUUCGAACCCAUUGAGACAGGAAUGAGGUCAAUGUUCUUCAAAGUAAAGCAAGGAGCUACAGCUAGCAUCAUUCUUUCGCGAGCCAUCCGAAAGUGGACUUGGAACGGAUUGCUGAACGAAGCAGCUGUGGUAAUCUACGCAUGGACAAAUUUAAAGGAUCCACGUCUUGAGCAGAUCUGGCAAAAAACGUUAAAUGCCUCACUGACAUGCGCAUAA